AUGCCUUUUCAAGGGUAUAGUCAGGACUACCUCGAUCAGAUGGCUCACAACCACUAUUCCACCAGAUUUGACCCAGACAAUUACAAACCUUACCCAUCCGCAUCUGACACCCCAUGGCUUUAUCGGAACCGAUUCCAUCAGAUGGCGCCCGACUACUCUCCUACAGCAUCCGGUCCAGGAUACCUCAGUGAGGGAAUUCCGCGCCCGUCAUUUACAUCCAAUAACCCACAAAUGGCCCCUAAUAAUCUUUCCGAAGCACCUGGUCCAAGAUAUCACCAGCAACCAUACCAGCACUCAGCAUUAACAUCUAAUAACCUACAAAUGGCUUCCAUCUACUCUUCCGCUGAAGCCGGUUUAGGAAAUAGAAAUAUGCGGAAUCCGUGUUCUUCAUCUAUGGCCAAUCAUAUACCAAUGACUCCCGAUUGCUUUCGAGCAACAUCUGGCCCGGGAUACCUCCAUGAGGGAUAUCUGCACCCAUCAGUCACAUCCAACAAUCCACAAAUGACUUCCAACUACUCUUCCGCCGCAAUGGGUCCAGGAAAUAGAAAUGUACAAAAUCCAUAUGCCUCAUCUAUGGCCAAUCAUAUACCAAUGACUCCCGAUUGCUUUCGAGCAACAUCUGGCCCGGGAUACCUCCAUGAGGGAUAUCUGCACCCAUCAGUCACAUCCAACAAUCCACAAAUGACUUCCAACUACUCUUCCGCCGCAAUGGGUCCAGGAAAUAGAAAUGUACAAAAUCCAUAUGCCUCAUCCAUGGCCAAUCCUUUACCAACGACUCCCAACUACUUUCGCGCAGCAUCCAGUCCAGGACACCUUCUCAACGAGACAAGCCCGUACCGAUCAUUCCCAUCCAACAACUUACCAGUUGUUUUGGACUUCUUUUCCACAAGACCUUAUCCAGGCCAAAUGGGCGACCGGAACCUAUAUGAGUUAGCUAUAACCAACUAUCUAGCAACGGGUGGCAGUAUCUUCCCCACUAGACCUAUUCCCAGCAACAGCAAUGAGCAUUGCCAAAGUCCAACAUCCACGACCAACAGCCAACAAUCACAAAUUUACACCCCCUCCAGCUCACCCAUAUACACCCCUUCCAGCUCACCCUCCCCAUCAUCCGAGUCUCGUCUACAAACCCCACAAUCACAACCAGCAACCGCCAUCCGCCCUCAAAAUUUCACUCCAUGCCCCAUCUGUCUCUCCUCCAUCUUUUCCCUUCCCAGAAUCAUACUCGCCCAUCCAUGCUACCACGAAUUUUGCCUUCCAUGUAUCCAGCGCUGGAGCCGAUUUGAACGCCCACGAGACGUUGUAUCACAAUCACAAUGUCCGGUUUGCAGGGGGGAAAUAUGUCGAAUUGUGCAUAGGAAUGGGAAUACUGUGCUAGGUAUGGGUGAUGAGGUUGCGGUUGAGGGAGAGCGAUUGAUUGCGGCUUUUCGGCGAGAUAUUGAUAGUUUGAGACGUAAUAUGUCUGGGGCUUCGGGUUGA
Molecule: messenger RNA, 1476 nt
Organism: Sclerotinia borealis F-4128
Lineage: Eukaryota; Fungi; Ascomycota; Leotiomycetes; Helotiales; Sclerotiniaceae
Source: the annotation of a GenBank genome assembly